Molecule: messenger RNA, 1190 nt
Organism: Oryzias latipes (Japanese medaka)
Lineage: Eukaryota; Metazoa; Chordata; Actinopteri; Beloniformes; Adrianichthyidae
Gene: nkx2-9
Product: NK2 transcription factor related, locus 9 (Drosophila)
Biological process (GO): cell differentiation; regulation of transcription by RNA polymerase II
Cellular component (GO): nucleus
Molecular function (GO): RNA polymerase II cis-regulatory region sequence-specific DNA binding; DNA-binding transcription factor activity, RNA polymerase II-specific
Source: RefSeq, a predicted model, not a curated record
UGUUUCCUCCAAUCAUUGUGGGGGGGUCACACCUAACCAUCAUUGGGUGACUGCUCUCCAGCUAUUCAGGUGCUGGGGGGGGGGGGGGAGCGAAGUCUUUAUAAGCGCGCGCCGUGUUAUCUGUUUAAACACUGCGCGUAAAGUGGAUCCUCCGCCACUUUGGUUUGUGGUCUCUACAUAGAUUUACUUUGGGAAUUGGAUUCUUUCUGGCCCCCCCCUAAAAAAACCGACAUGGCAGCCCCCCUCACCAAGUUCAGCUUUUCCGUCAGGAGCAUCCUGGACCUGCCUGAGCGGCACGCGGACGCAGCGCCGCCGCGGUCGUCUUCGGUCUUCAUGUGCGCCUCCAGCCCGCCUUACGCCGCCUGGACGGACGGAGAACCGGGUCUUUGUUUAUCUUCAGAUGAGGGCAGCCCAGACGCCUCUCCAGACUCAACCAAGCCGGACGACUCCGCUCUGGACUCGGAACCGCAGAGGACCCAGAAGAGCAAGAAGCGCCGCGUUCUGUUCUCCAAAGCUCAAACCCUGGAGCUGGAGCGGCGCUUCCGCCAGCAGCGGUACCUGUCCGGGCCGGAGCGGGAGCAGCUGGCCCGGAUGCUCAGCCUGACGCCGACGCAGGUGAAGAUCUGGUUCCAGAACCACCGCUACAAGAUGAAAAGGGGUCGGGUAGAGGGGGCGCUGCAGGACGCGGACGCAGCGCAGCCCCCCGUCCUGCGCAGGGUCGUUGUUCCGAUUCUGGUCCGGGAGGGGAAGCCGUUCCAUCCCUGCUUCUUGGACACGGACUCCGUCUGCUCCUCUUCCUCCUCUCCCUCCGCGCAGCCGCUUCCCUUCUCCGUGGCCUUCCCGUCGCUCCCGCGGUCCUCCCCCCUUGUUCUUCCUCCGCGGUUCCAGCAGCACUUCCCGGCCCCCGGGUUCGCUUGGAGGGACUUCUGGAGCGAGUCGGUUCCGUUCGGUCAUUUGAAGUAAAGACCUCGGCUCGCGUGGACUCAGAUGAUUUCUAAAUGAACCAAGACAUUUUCACUUUAGCAAAACUUUUAUAUUUUUGCACAUUUUUGGUUAAAUGUUUCUGUUUUCACUCGAGUUUUUUCAUUUUCUUUAGUAAAAUUGAUUUUCAGUGUUUCUAAACUGCAGCAUAUAGAAAAGAUAAAGCUUGUUUGUAAGGAGAUAUUUCAAUGUGAACAAUAAAAUGUUUU